Molecule: messenger RNA, 1080 nt
Organism: Postia placenta MAD-698-R-SB12
Lineage: Eukaryota; Fungi; Basidiomycota; Agaricomycetes; Polyporales; Adustoporiaceae
Exons: 4
Coding region: 1-1080 (359 amino acids)
Biological process (GO): regulation of RNA metabolic process; regulation of gene expression
Cellular component (GO): cytoplasm; nucleus
Molecular function (GO): mRNA binding
Source: RefSeq, a predicted model, not a curated record
AUGUCUGAGGUCCCCGCCGACACGGCCGCGUCUACCCCUUCGCCCACGCGGCCGUCAGAGAAGGCGGCCGAUGGGGAGCAGUCUGGCGACGUGCAGGUCAAGCGCGAGGACAGUGGCUCCGCGACGACGUCCGCAGCGCCCAGCAGCUCGGCAGGCCCUACUGCCCCCCCAGCGGCCAACAUCCACAUGCGGUGCUUGAUCGUCACGCAGGACGCCUCGAUCAUCAUCGGCAAGGCUGGCUCGCACGUCAAUGAGAUCCGGGAGAAAAGCGGUGCGCGUGUCAUGGUGUCGGAGAGUAUUCCAGGUAACCCAGAGCGUAUCUUGAACGUGAGCGGACCGCUAGAUGCCGUGUCAAAGGCUUUCGGUCUGAUCGUGCGGAGGAUCAACGACGAGCCCUUCGACAAACCCUCCGUCCCUGGUAGCCGCGCUGUUACUAUCAAGUUCAUGAUCCCUAACUCGCGCAUGGGGUCUGUCAUCGGCAAGGGCGGAACGAAGAUCAAGGAGAUCCAGGAUGCCAGCGGAGCAAGACUUAACGCCAGUGAGGGCAUGCUGCCUGGCUCGACAGAGCGUGUAUUGAGCGUGUCUGGCGUCGCGGAUGCCAUUCACAUAGCAACUUACUACAUUGGCAACAUUCUCAUCGAGGCAAAUGAGCGCAUGCCCUCUUAUAACAACAGUUCUUAUCGGCCGUCAAGCUACUCCCGUCGGCCACCAAACACGGGCUCCUCGUACGUUCCGGGCUACUCAAACCCUUACGCUGGUGGAUCCCAGGGUGCGCCUCAACAACUACAGACACAACAAAUCUAUAUCCCGAACGAUCUUGUUGGCUGCAUUAUUGGCAAGGGCGGCACAAAGAUCAACGAAAUUCGGCAUAUGAGUGCGAGCCAGAUCAAGAUCAUGGAACCGGGAGCGGUUGGUGUGGGCAUGAAUGGCGCUCCAGCUCCCGCCGGCGGGGAGGGCGAGAGGUUGGUCGUGAUCACAGGCCAGCCGGCGAACAUACAGAUGGCGGUACAACUUCUGUACCAUCGGCUGGAACAAGAGAAGCAGAAGCAGUUGCGCGCACAGCAAUCUCCAAUUGCGUAA